AUGAUGCACGUACCGCAUCAUAUAACAGUGAUGGGUGCCGAGUCGAAUGGCGAAUUCAAUCAUUUGUCACGCUAUCAGUAUGACAACAAUAUUGAUCUAGCCUCUAAAAUGAACGUUCCUGAUCGCAUACUUGUUGCUGGUGGUGAUAGUACCCGUGCGGAUCGUGCACCUCCGACCGAAGUUAUGGCCGAUCGUUUUCAACCUGGCUAUGCCAUUCCAGAAUUAGAGACUCCACCCGAAACGUUGACACUCGACAAGGCUAAUUAUCCAGAUAUUCCUGAUGAAGAAUCACCGAAUAUGAAUAACUCACAGCCGCAAGUAAGUGGAAACUUUUACGUCGAAUAUUUUCAGUUUGUGGCUGUAAAGGACGAAAGCAUGUCAGCAGCAUCAAUAGCAGUUGAUGAAAAUCCACUUGGAGAACUGAAGAAGAUGCGUAGACAAAUGGGUCGUAUAUCGACACGACUGCUUCAAUUAGAAGACGAAAAUGAGAGAAGGAAAUCCCGGGAAUCACUAAUAUGGCUAUCACUGAUCACUACAGCUGGUCUUAUCUUAACCAUGAUCUUCCAAAGAGGUGGCUUCAAGUGA
Anisakis simplex (herring worm) is the source of this 585-nucleotide messenger RNA. The record is from the annotation of a GenBank genome assembly. NCBI's taxonomy places the organism in Eukaryota, Metazoa, Nematoda, Chromadorea, Rhabditida, Anisakidae.